This is a messenger RNA of Pristis pectinata (smalltooth sawfish), 1872 nucleotides long. RefSeq names its product solute carrier family 7 member 9 (gene slc7a9). Gene Ontology annotation, biological process: amino acid transmembrane transport. The transcript has 13 exons. The record is from RefSeq and is a predicted model, not a curated record. Bases 162 to 1652 code for a protein of 496 amino acids. Lineage: Eukaryota; Metazoa; Chordata; Chondrichthyes; Rhinopristiformes; Pristidae. Gene Ontology annotation, cellular component: membrane. Gene Ontology annotation, molecular function: L-amino acid transmembrane transporter activity.
GAAAUCUCUCAUCGACAGCUUAGUCGGCAAACAGGAGUUACAGCUUUUGCAAUCUGACUGCAAACGUAGGAAAGCAGAUUUCCAAGCACAAUUCUGUUUGCAUUUCAGGAGACUGUUCAAUACAGCUACAAAGGUACUUCAGCAAUUGUUUGGAGCUGACAAUGAGUGAAUCAAAUCUGACAACAAGGAAGAUUUAUUCAGAGAAAAAUAGCAAUCUAGAAACCAUUGAAACAGAUGCCAAAGAGAGUGAACCAAAAAAUAUGGCUUUACAGAAACAGGUUGGCCUGAUCAGUGGUAUCAGUCUCAUUGUAGGGACUAUGAUUGGCUCAGGAAUUUUUAUAUCACCUAUAUCUGUCUUAUCCAAUACUGGAGCAGUGGGACCUUGUUUGAUUAUCUGGGCAACUUGUGGAGUCCUGGCAACAAUGGGUGCUUUGUGCUAUGCAGACCUGGGAACGAUGAUCACUCAAUCAGGAGGGGAAUAUUCAUAUCUCCGAGAAGCUUUUGGCCCAAUUCCUGCAUUCCUGUACUCUUGGAUGAGUAUAAUUGUUGUAAAGCCCUCUUCAUUUGCUAUAAUUUGUCUGAGUUUUGCUGAAUAUGCUGCAACUCCCUUCUAUCCUGGCUGUGUACCCCCACAGAUUGCCAUCAAAUGCCUUGCUGCUGUUGCUAUUAUUUUAAUCACAUUGGUGAACACCCUGAGUGUCAAGCUAGCUAACUAUGUUCAGAACCUUUUAACUGCUGCUAAGCUGCUGAUAGUCGCUGUCAUCAUUGUGGCUGGAAUUGUCCUAAUUGUACAAGGAAAUACACAGAACUUUAAAAAUUCCUUUGAAGGAUCACAAACCUCCUUUGGUUCUAUUGGUUUGGCAUUUUAUAAUGGACUCUGGGCUUAUGAUGGAUGGAAUCAGCUCAACUUUAUCACAGAGGAACUGAAGAAUCCAUACAGAGAUUUACCACUCUCCAUCAUCAUCGGUAUUCCUUUAGUUACAAUUUGUUACAUCCUGGUUAACGUUGCAUAUUUUGCAGCGAUGACUCCUACUGAACUUCUGCAAUCUCCUGCUGUCGCCGUGACUUUUGGAGAUCGGGUCCUCACACCAGUCUCUUGGCUAGUUCCACUCUUUGUUGUAUUUUCUACCUUUGGAGCUGCAAAUGGUUCCUGUUUCACAGCUGGAAGGCUUACAUUUGUCACAGCCCGUGAGGGUCAUAUGAUUAAGAUAUUGUCAUACAUCAACAUCAGACGUUUAACACCGUCUCCAGCUCUCAUGUUCAAUGGACUUUUAGCUAUUAUCUACAUAAUUCCAGCAGAUAUCAACACCCUUAUAAAUUACUUCAGCUUUGCUUCCUGGAUUUUUUAUGGACUGACUACAUUCUCAUUGAUCGUCAUGAGAUUUACAAGAAAAUCUCUGAGAAGACCAGUAAAGGUUCCCAUAAUUUUUCCAGUCAUUGUAACUAUUAUCGCUGUCUACUUGGUUCUUGCUCCAAUGAUUGAUUCCCCAGACUGGGCUUACCUAUACUGUACACUUUUCAUUGUGGGAGGACUGAUAUUUUACUUCCUGUUUGUUUAUUUUCACUUCGGUUGGAUUCGCAAAAUAAUGAAGCCUAUUACCAUGCAUCUGCAGCUGUUGAUGGAGGUGGGACCAGCAGAGACUGAAAAGUAAAAAUAUUAAUCAAAGCACUUUUUAUUCUGUUUUUUAAUAUUUUCUAUUAUUUGAGAUGGAAAGAAAGCUGCAUGCAAAUAUAUUAACUGCAUCACUUUUGGAGAACUGCACCAAAUCUCAUUCCUUAAAUUAAUGUAUAUGUAAUAAUCAAGUAGAUUCUGUUCUUUACAACCUGCUCUUGUAUAUCUGCCAUCUCAUUAACAAAUUGAGUGCACUUUUG